AUGGUGGUGGCGCUGGUGGUGGCCACCACCUGCCUGCUGGGGAUGCUCCACCACGAUGGACCGGAGCACUCGUGCGCCUUCGCCGCCACAGACUCCUGCCCGACCUUUGCCAGCAUCACUAGUCGAAGCCUGCGGGUCACUUGGCGGCCUCCCUCCAGGGCCUCCCUUGUGCGCCGCUACGAACUCUACACGGCCGAGACCUAUGCCAGCGCGGGCGAGGGCGGCUCGAGCCCGCCCACCAAAGUCUACAGCGGGCUCAAGCGGUCCGUGGAGCUGAAGGAUCUGUCGCCCUCCACCAGCUACAACUUCACUGUGAAGAUCAUCGGCCACCAGGACUCGAUCCGGUCUUCGUGCUGGCGCUUCACCAGGACGCUGGGCGAGGAGCACGGCAACCUCCUGGCCAACCCGUCGUUCGAGGAGAUGGGAGGGCCGCUCACACCGCAGAUGGACUACGGCGACCAGCCGUUCGCGGCCUACUGGGAGCCGCUCAUGAUGCCCUACUCACUCAAGCUGCUGCCCAAGAGAGGGCGGACCUGGUACACACACAGCAACGACGCCCCAAACAAGCGAGCAGCCCAUCAGUGGCCGACCAAGAUGUUGCUGUCCGGUUGGAGCAAGGCGAGCGAGGUGAGUGGCGAGCCUGAUGACGGCUACAGCGUGUACAUGGACCUCAAGUUUGUGGACGGCACAUUUGCCUACGGGAUAAGCUUGAACUUUGAUACCGGCACACAUGACUGGCAGAGACGGUGUGCGAUAGUCUACCUGGACAAGCCCCUGUGGAGCGCCUCGGUGGCAGGUGCGCCAGUGGAGAGCAUGGAGCCGGAGUGCCGCAAGCUGCACAACGUGCCGUCGAUCUCCUUGGGCUGCUGUCCGACACGAGAAAGCAUCCUGGCCACCGACACUCCGGAGUCCGACGACGUUGCGAUCGCGUCGCAGAUGACGAUCGACCGAUUACCGGUGCUCGAGAGCAUGGCCGAGAGCUGGGCGGGUCCCAUAUCGGCCGUCAUCCUGCUGUCGAAUCCCGAGGCCGAGCUCAAACAGAUCCACAGCCUUCGCAAUCGGUCCGCGGUCAUCCGCAAGAACGUCGACUUCCAUCUCGUGCACGGCGAAGAGAACGUCUAUGCACUCCACACUUUGGGCCUGUACCCGGUCAACUCCCUGCGCAACGAAGCCGUGGUAAAGAGUCGAACGGCGCACGUAAUGGUGUUGGACAUCGACUUCAUUCCCAGCCGAGACGCGCGGGAGAACAUCCUGCGGUUGUGGGACCAGCUGCACGAGCCCCAAACGGUGUUUGUGGUGGCUUCGUUCGAGAUGGACGACUUCAACAUGCGAGACGUGCCGCACACCAAGGACCAGUUGCUGCGGAUGGUGGCGCAGGACCGCAUAAGGCAGGUGCACAAGGACAAGUGGUUCCCGGCGCACGGACCCACAGACUACGAGCACUGGUACAGCACCCGCGAGCUCUACCAGGUGCCCUACCAGCGCGACUACGAGCCCUACUACAUCGUACGCAAGGACGUGCCGCUGUGGGAUGAACGGUUCGUGGGCUACGGCUUUGACAAGGUGUCGCACAGCACGGAGUUGAACGCCGCGGGCUACUCGUUCUUCGUGAUGCCGGACACGUUCAUCAUCCACGCCGAACACGGCGUUCCCGGAUGGCGAGGCAAGGGCGAUUUUGUGCGGGUGCGGGUGUGGUUCAACUACUACUCCUUCUUGGGCGAGAUGAUGCUGCGACACAGCACGGAGGUCCAGCCUCACUCGCACUUUUACGAAGGGUGGCUGAUGAAGACGUUCGACCUAGGCCGGGACUGGGCCGAGGAGGAAGGGUCCGUGGUGAUGGCAGGUCCGGUGUACGCCACGGGGCUCAUGGCCAGCCUGGUACUCUUCGCCUACGCCGUCACCCGACAGGGCGGUCUUUGUGACAACUAA
Molecule: messenger RNA, 1929 nt
Organism: Acanthamoeba castellanii str. Neff
Lineage: Eukaryota; Discosea; Longamoebia; Acanthamoebidae
Product: fibronectin type III domain containing protein
Exons: 12
Coding region: 1-1929 (642 amino acids)
Biological process (GO): protein O-linked glycosylation via mannose
Molecular function (GO): xylosyltransferase activity; glucuronosyltransferase activity; protein binding
Source: RefSeq, a predicted model, not a curated record